AGCAGGACUGAGGUGGCGUUCGUGUCGCAAAACUUGGCAGGCUGGUUGAAACAUAUACUUACUAGGCUCCCAAGAAAAAGAAUGAUAAAGGAGUCCUUCGGCGUAGGCCCAAGUAACAAAUUCGUGGAAAGAAAUGUGUUCGUGAAGCACGGCAGCUUUCAGUUUAUGAAAAACGUAUGAAAAGAUGUGUCAAAACGGCUCAGAAGUACGUUUCAAAAAACUGACUCAAGAUAGAAUGCCGAAGAUUCUUAUGAUUACACGGUCCUAGUGAAAGAUGACAAGACUCUUGUUUCUUGUUGUGCGACUUUGGAAAGUGUUGAGGUAACCUCCUGCGAGCUCUUUCUGCUCUCGCUGUGUAGACUGAAGACGGUUUUAGCGACGAAUGAUAUGAUUAAUCAUGGAAGACUAUAGAUUUUGAGUGGAGUUCUUGGGAGUCAUGAUCGUAUAAAGAAAUUUUUACGCGUUUGUGUCCUCUCAAGUGAAUCGACUGCUCGUAAAAAUGCAACAUCAGAAUGGUGCUGACAGUGCUGACGGGUGUACAAAGAUCUUGUACUAGCUGACCACAAAUCAUCCUCGCAGACGGUGCGGUUUCGUGGGACGAACUACUAUAGCGGCUCGGAAUACCUUGCAGAGCGGAGGACCAACUUCGUGCCCACUUAGAGGCAAACGCUGGUUCUCAUUACCACUUUCCCCUCAACACGCAGAACAAGACAAGGAAGAAAAGCCGUGGUCGUCCCGUCUACUUCUGUUCCUACCUUCCGACCACUUGCUACUAGUACAGCAUUUUACAGAAGGGAUAGCAAUUAUUAAGUACUAGUAGUCCACAACGACGAACCAAAGAGCCGGAUGUCGGGUUCUAUUGCGCCCCAUGUGGGGCAGAUUAUCCAGAAAUACAUAGUGGAAUUUAUGGAGACCUUCGAUUACCGGGAAGAAAAUGGCCAGAAAAGAGGAUACUACUACGAUGCAGUGCGGGAAAUGGCAGACGAGAACAAUUAUGGUCUUCAUGAUGUGGAAGAGGAAAAUAAGCUUUACAACUUCUUAGCCUGCAACGAACAUGGUAAUAAAUUGAAAGAGCUGGCUCACCGCAAUUGCAAGUCACUUCAGUCAAGGUUUGAAUGAAUUUCGAUAUUUUUUCUGCGAUAUGAUUUGUAAAGAUGGUCACCAUUCAACCUUAAGGACUAAAUCAUUCGUUGUGUAGUUGUGACUGAUCCAGCCACCUGUAGCCGUGCACCCGUAGUCCCUAACGAGUUUCUUUCUCUCUUCUAAUUCUGGAAGACGCUGUAUUUGGAUUUCCGACAUCUGGACGCGAUCGGGGACCAGGGUGCCGAGCACCAGCUGAGCUACAACAUGGGCGACUUGAAAGAGGUUCUCAAUUACAAAUUCUACGAUAUCCGCGUAUAUCUGGACCAAGCAGUACCUCAGUUUAUGCGCAUAGUAGGCGAGCACAACGAGAAAGUGCAGAAUUACGUGUCCUCGAAGCCGCACAGGACAUGGAACCUCGCGAUAUUCAACUUCCCCGCGCGCACCCCAUUGCGGGACUUGAAUAUGGAGCACGCAGGCCAAUUGCGAGAAAUCAGUGGCACAGUCACGCGGACCACCGAGACGAAGCCAGAGAUUCUAGUCGGCUGCUUCGAUUGCGGUACUUCUCAGGCUUAUAUUUGGUUUAUUUUUAUCUUUGAGAUAUAAAGAAGGACUAGUACGAGAACGAGUACUUCUAGGUUUCGGAAACGAUGAGCAUUAGUGAUGGGGCUACUCCGGCGUGUUGUAGAUAAGCAUCAGUUAUUUUCUUUUAAUUGGCUUAAGUUGUAGGGUCUAAACCACUACUGUAGAACAAAAAGGCAUAUUGAACAGGCAGUAUGCAUAUUCUCCUAACCUUACUAAGGUCUUUGCGGUAACGAGAUCACAAACGUUACUCAAGAGUUCAAAUUCACAUUGCCACCGGUAUGCCCAACCCUGGGUUGCAACAAUAAGCGGAAUUUUCAGCUAAAGCCGGAAGCGGAUGGUAAUAUACUUCUUAUUGAUCUAUCCUUGCAUUGACAGUUGUAUUUAAUCUGAAGCCGAGUUCUAUGCCUAUCAUAAUUGACAGUGAGUGUCAGGAGUUGGACAAGACUCUUUUUAUUCAUCUGAGCUAAAACUUCGAUUAAGUAUCCAUCCUAGGUACUGAGUACGGCGACUGGCAGAGAAUACGAGUGCAGGAGUCGGAGCACGAGAUUCCAGCAGGCAGUAUGCCUCGAACUCUAGACGUUAUCCUCAGGGGUGAACAAUGUGAGACGUGCAAAGCCGGUGAUAAAAUCGCAAUAACAGGUUCCAUUUCAUCUUCAAUUUUGUCGAUUUUUUUCUUGGAUCUCAAGCAACAGAGGCAUCUAUAGCAAGUGGCUGCUUGUGUGGUACUAGUAAAGACUUCAGGUUUUUGCUAUGUGAUGCUCUAUUUUCUUCAUCAACUUUUCACUCAUAUUGCACAUGGGAGAACAAAUCCCACAUACACAUGACUUUGAUUCUCUUCCAAUUCGUUCAAUCUCGCAGGUACGCUCAUAGUCGUCCCCGACGUACCGAGUUUGAUGAAGCCCGGGGAGAUGAAGCAGAGCAUUCGUCGUGACGUGAACAAACGCCAUCGAACGAACUACGUGGAGGGAAUUAGAGGUGCUUUGCUAAGAUAGACUACGAAGACGAAAAUUAGUAUGUCCUUUCGGUUAAAAAUGCUGUUGUGAAUAGACAAAUAGAGUAUUUAUGAUUUUUUUGGAAGUUUUUCAUUCAUGAUAAUUGAUUCUUCAAUUGGUUAUAACAAGCUGGAUGCAUAUGUUCUUCUCACAAGACGCCUCACAACUGCGCUCCAAGGUCUGCGGGACAUGGGCGCGCGGGAAUUGACAUACAAAGUGAUGUAUGUGGCGAGCGUUAUCCGGAAGCUCGAUCAGGAUGUAGACACCUUGGGAAACACCGAGGAUCAGAAAGUGACUUCACGGCUCCGACUUACCGAGGAAGAGAAAGAGCGGAUUACGACUAUAUCGAGGCAUGUAUCCUCGAGAUUAAGCACACUUCCUUUAAACUGGAUGUAUGAAAGAUCUGGUGACAACUUUUGUUGAUUGUAUCCAUAAUUUGCAGCUUUGCCGUCUAUGAAUGAUACAACGACCACAACAAGGCAAGACACUGACACUCACUGGCAGCGUCUCAACAGACUUCUGACGAAUUUCUACAAUGUAUUGAAUCUCCACCAGGUGAACGAAAAGGGGGAGCGGGACACAUUUGAUAUUUUAGCACAGGCAAUAGCGCCAAACGUACAUGGUCAUUUGAAUGUGAAGAAGGGUCUUCUCUUACAGAUGAUUGGUGGGGUGGACAAAUUUACUCCGGAAGGGAUUAAACUGCGCAGCGAUAUUAACGUACUUCAACUUCUUUUAUACUGCUGCUGAGAACACAUCAAGAAAAGGUCUGUAUGAUUUGUCAUGUCAUAUUUAGAAAAGUGUACUGUUGUAUAGAAGAUGACAAAGGUUUUUUCUGGAUUGUGAUGCAGUUUCUCGAGCUUUGGAAAUGGUUUAAAACUAUUGAACUUUCGACGAAUGCGGAGCUCCUCGUCCACUACGGUCUACAGGUGUGCAUUAUCGGCGAUCCGUCAACGGCAAAGUCACAAUUUUUGAAGUAUGUUGCCAGCUUUAUGCCACGUAGUGUGUACACAAGCGGCAAAACCUCGACUGCUGCAGGUCUCACUGCGUCCGUCACAAGAGAUGAAGAUGGACGGAAUAUGGUUAUAGAGCCUGGCGCGCUUAUGCUUGCCGAUAGCGGUAAACACAUACCAUUUUACUCAAUGUGCAUGACUAAAGAUUUAAUUGGUACCUUAUGAGAUUCACUCAAGGAUCAAGCAGACAGCAUUCACUAAGAUCAUAAUGCUUGGAGCAGUUACAUCACAGUCACCACACUCCAACGUUGAUUCCUAUUAAGGUAUCUGUUGUAUCGACGAAUUUGACAAGAUGGAUCCUAAGGAUCAGAGUGCUAUUCACGAAGCGAUGGAACAGCAGACCAUCACGUUGUCGAAAGCCGGCAUCCACGCAACGUUGAAUGCCAAAUCUUCGGUGCUAGCAGCCGCAAACCCGACGAAGAAUACCUACGUUAGGGCUCCUUCUCCUAAUGCAGUCCAUCUUCAGAAGAGUCAUCUUCGGGGGUAGGGAGGCUUGCUUCGCAAGAGGACACAAAAAGAGACCCUCCAGGAGGAUGGACCAACUUCUAUAUUAUAGGAUGGGAUGCAUUAGGGCCGCGAGCUCUAACUAUGACACGAGUAAGACACUAGCGGCCAAUGUGAACUUGACGGCGCCAAUCAUGAGUCGGUUCGACUUGUUCUUUAUUUUGCUGGAUAGGCCUGACGAUAGGGCGUUGGACCAGGCAAUCGCGAAGCAUUUGAUCAAAAUGCACGUUUGCUACGACCAUCCGGAGGUGGAACAGACAGAGGAGAUGAACAUCACCCAGGAGGAACUGAGGAAGUACAUCGCGAGUGCGCAAAGAAUACAACCCAAAAUCACGGAAGACUCACGCCGCGUGCUUGUUCGUGCCUACAAGAACCUCCGUCAGCGCUCGCAGAGGGAUCCCGGUGCUUACACGAUCACGGUUCGUCAGUUGGAAUCUUUGGUGCGGUUGUCCGAGGCUAUUGCGCGGCUUUACUUAUGGUUUGAUAGUGGGAUUUUGAUGAUAUUGGGCAGAAUCAGAGUACAUAGGUGAUACCUUGGUUGACGAGAUCCAUUGCUAGUAUUGAUCUCUAAUUGCCUUGGAGGAGAACAUUACCAGCGAGUAUGUCGAAUUCGCACUGCAGCUUAUGGAGGAGAGUCGAGGCAAUAGGCUUGGAGAGGCCAUCAAUCUUGAUAUGGACGAUGAAGAACGAGAGGAAAUGCGGCAAGAGCAAGAAGAGGCAGGAGGAGAGGGAGACGAAGGAGCGCAGCAGGAGGAGAGCCGGCCAGAAGGGGAAACGGCACAAGGGGAAACAGCAGGUGAAAUUGGGGAGAGCACAGCUGGUGGCCAACCCACCGCGAAGCGCAAGACGAAAGCGAGAAAAUUAGACUUCGCAGAGUACAAACGAGUCGUCAGCGUACUCAUGAGCAAGCUUUAUGUCGAGGAAAGAGUUUGCACUAAAUUAGAUAUAUGGUAAGAUAACAAUGGUACUUCUAGCUCUAGUGCCUUGUUUUAACUAACAAAUGUAGCAGGGCAGCUCAUCUUCCUCUGUUAGGAGAUGGAUGUGAUUAUCCUUUUCUGGUACUCGUACAAUGCCGGAAAAUUUUUACAGAACAUCGGAACUACAAGUUAUUGUACCUCUACUCGUUUGGUUUGAUCUCAAAGAAACAACAAACAUAUGAAUGUUUUUUUCUCUUCAUACUACUGAGGACGUGGAUGCGGAUGGCGUGCCGGGUAUCACCGAGGACGACUUGAUCGGAUGGUACUGCGAGAAGCUGGAGGAUGAGAUCGAGAAUGAGUCUCAGCUACUGGAGAAAGAGAAGGAAACCCGAAUGAUCAUUCGUCGUGCGAUUCAUAAGGAUCAUGUUAUCAUCAUUGUGGAGGAAGAUCCAGACAAACAAGAGAGCAAGAACCUGCUGAAAAAACAUCCGAACUACGUUAUGUACACGGGAGGCAUCGCAGGCAACAUUACGCAAACCCACUUGGAGAAAGAAAAAAAGAAAAAAGACGAAAGGAAAAAAGACAAAUAAAAUAGAGCGUUUUGUGCUGUGAUGUGAAAGAACUUUCUUGAUGAACUUCUGGCUGUGUGUGACGGUACUUCAUCACCUGACACUUCUGUGAUGAAAUGUCGAUAUUUGGCACGCUUGUACGUGGAAAGUGCAAGACGCGUCUGUUUCCCGUUUUCUGAAUUAUUUUGACACAUGUUUCGAUACUAUAUCUCAACCACUUUUAUUCUCGCGUCUAUUGGCACUAGGAUUUCCUAGUUUUUUUGGAACAAGAACAGCAAUACCUCAGCAUAAGAUGUCAGUUUUUUUUGUGUCGAUGUAUCUACUCAUCAAGGAUCGCUAUUUUGAACACGUCCGCUUGGAGGGAGAGUGAACGUCAAGCUUCUCCCAGCGUUGUCUUCAUGUCACUUAAUAUUUAUCCGCUCCUAUGUUUGAACGAUAGUUAUGUUGACAGCUCAUGAGCAAUGCCUCUUUGAGUUGAACUGUCGAAUUGUGGUAAGUUUUCUCUUGCAAGAUGAUGGAUUUUGCCAGACGAUUGAGACUAAUCGAUCCCCGCUUGUUGGGUGUCAGUCUAUUAUUGAAUACCAUAACUACAAGUCUCUGGUUCUAGUGAUCGCUUCUUAGAAAAAUACAGAGAGUAUUACAAGAAGCGGGGCGGCAAUCAAUAAGAGAUUCCAGCCAAGAUGGGCAAGUGCAGCCGGG
Molecule: messenger RNA, 6356 nt
Organism: Amoebophrya sp. A25
Lineage: Eukaryota; Dinophyceae; Syndiniales; Amoebophryaceae
Source: the annotation of a GenBank genome assembly